Molecule: messenger RNA, 1725 nt
Organism: Cyphellophora europaea CBS 101466
Lineage: Eukaryota; Fungi; Ascomycota; Eurotiomycetes; Chaetothyriales; Cyphellophoraceae
Exons: 2
Coding region: 1-1725 (574 amino acids)
Source: RefSeq, a predicted model, not a curated record
AUGUCUGUCGCGAACGCAGGCCAGAUAGCCGCCGCAACUUCGGCCGCCGCAGAGGAUGCCCACCGAGGCUCUAUCACCUCGCUAUACGGUCAAAACCCUGAGGAUCCACAUGCUGUUACCACCGAAGAGUCAGAGGAAGAUCAUCCCACGGCACCAGACCAGCAUGAUCCUGGCCUGAUUGCGACCAAGAAAGAGAUUUGGUUGUAUUAUAGCUACUACGUUGGCAACAAUGGUCUGACUUUGUUCAACUUUGCGCCCACCCUCUUUCAGGACUUGCUGUACAUCGCAGCCGGCGAUAGUGGAGUACUCAGAUUCCUGGGCCGCGACCGUACCAUCAACUCAAUAGUGCUGCUCGCCAAUGGCAUCAGCUUCGCCAUCCAAGUCGUUCUGUUCCUCAUUCUGGGCUCACUGGCAGACUACGGUUCCUGGCGACCAUGGAUCCUCAUCUUCUGGUCCGUCGUCGCUUGGGGCCUUGGUUUUGGCUGGCUUGGAGUGCAUACGGAAAAUAAAUGGCCUGUAGCCACCGGACUGUACAUGAUUGGCCUCAUCGCCUACCAGAUGUGCUUCACCUUUUGGUUUGCAGCCUUCCCCGGUCUUGCGCGCAAUACUCCCGAGAUGCGAGAGAAGGCGCGCGAAUACGAAGCUGGCGAGAUUGAUCGCGAUCAGUAUGAUUUUCAUGAUAUGAUGCAGCGCAAUCGAAUCAGCAAUGUGGCCUUCAUCAUGCAGAGCGCUGGAGAAAUCAUCAUUUUGGCAAUUCUCAUCGGUAUUCUGAAAGCUCUCCACGUCGAGGCCAGCGACGCCAACAAUUUAUGGGGUCUCUCCGUCCUCAUCGCCUACGCAACUGGGUGGUGGAUUCUACUUGGUGUUCCUUGGUUCAUAGCCGAGAAGCGCCGACCGGGCCAGAAGGUGCCUGCGGGCAUGAACCUAGUCUCGGUCGGCUUCUGGACCCUGUGGCGGGCCAUAACCCAGAUCUGGCGGCUCAAGCAGUCCCUCAUCUAUCUCAUCGGUUUCUUCGUGUUGUCCGAUUCCCUCAACACCACUGUCACCGUGGUUGCCACGUUGCAGAACAGUGUCGUGAGUUAUAGCGCGCUGACGCUCAACUACCUCUUCAUUGUGGGCAUUGCCGCUCAGCUCGCCGGCAUCUUCGGCUUCUGGACGGUCCAGAAACGGUUCGGCUUGAGCACCAAGACCAUGUUCGACGCGGUCAUGCUUGGCAUUGUCUUGCUCGACGGCUGGGGCAUGAUCGGCAUCUGGACGCAGAAGUUUGGCUUCCACCAUGAAUGGGAGUUCUGGGUGUACCAGGUUUGGUACGGGCUCUUCGUCUGCCCGUGGUAUUCAUAUUCGCAGAUCAUGAUCUCCGAAGUCACUCCCCGUGGCAAGGAGUUCCUGUUCUUCGCGCUGUUCUCCAUUAUGGGCAAAACGAGCGCCUUCAUCGGACCGAUUGUGUCCAGUGCCAUCAUUGACGCGGACACAACCGCUACCAGGGCUGGUAACGAGAGCCUGCCGUUCUAUUUUCUCUUUGGGCUGUCUGUCGUCAGCAUGAUGUUGUUGUACUUCUUCGUCGACCUCAAGAAGUCCAGGAUCGAACAGGACAAGUUUUUAGAAGAAGAGAGGAAGGCCAAAGAGCGAAAGGCCAGCAUCGUGUCACUAGGCAGGGCCAGUGAUGCGGUAGGGUCGGAGACGCCGGAGGAGUCGAUUGUCAAGAAAGAGGAUAUCAAGACAUGA